AUGGCCCCGUCUACCCCUCGAAAACUCGUCAAAUCUCCUCCUUCGAACGUUGCCCGAAGGACUCGAAGCAUGUCCCGGGUCCAGUCUCCCCCUCCUGCUCCUCCUUCGUCCUUCGUCCGCCGCCUUGCCAGCUCGGCUGGCCUUCGCCUCUCUUCCUUGUCGGCCGCUCUCCCUUCUCUGUCGGCGUCUUCCUCGUCUUCCGCGCCUCCCGCUCCCGUCGCCGGUCCAUCCUCGACUCCGGCCAAGAGAAAAGCUCCCUCGAAAGAGGCGAGUUUAAGAAGAAAAUCUUCCAUCCUUCGGUCUCCUAAGAAGAGACAUCGACGAACUUCUUCACCAAUAUCGGUGUCCUCUUCCUCUUCGUCCGCUUUGUCCUCGCCCACCCCCGCUCGCAAACGGGUACGGGUUGAAGCCCCCUCUUCCUCGCCUGUUCCUCGUCCGGGAACGGUAAGAACUUCGGCGAGUCUCUUGGCCCUCCUCGCGGCCCAACCUGGAAGGUGGGAGCUUGCUCCCAAGGGCGAAGAAUGUGAUCGCUGCCGUGACGAGCAAUCUCGUCACCCCGACUUCCCCUGUGUUCGUCCUUGUGGGACCAACCGCGGUACACGAUGUGCAUCGUGUACAUCAGGUGUCUGUUCCUUCCUCCCCCCUUCCCCUGCUAAACAGAGGAAAGUCUCGACAACUUCUCGCUCUUCGCCCGUCGCUCGCUCGUCGCCCCCCGCUGCUCGUCGUUCGGUGUUCGCGACCGAAUCUCCUUCGUCAUCGGACGAACUUCCCGGUCUUCCUCCUCCUCUUCCUCCUUCGGUCUCCUUCCGUGCCGCUGGUCCUGGUGCUCCCCUGUGGGAGCUGUCUCCUUCCCCCCCUCCUCGUGGUCCUCGUCCUCCUCGUGCUCCUCCCGUCGUCGACCUUCGCUCCCCGUCGCCGAUCGUUCCUGGGGCCUUCGUUGUUCCUGCUCCUCCCUCCCCUCCUCCUAUCACUAGUGUCCCUUCAUUGGCGUCGAGAUUAGGAGGAUUUGCCAUAGACCCUUCAGAUCCAUCCGGUGAAGUCGCGAAACAACAACCAAUACCUGUUCCUACCACAACACCUCCCUCCCGUCCUCGACCAGAAACCAGCAAUAAUUUAUUCGGCAAAGCUCUAGCUGGAGUCAAGUCUGACAGGGCUCCUGAACCAAUCUCUACUGUACCAGCUCCUUUACCUCAACCUCCGGUAGAACCAAAGGGAGACAGAAUGAGAAGCCAGCAUGAUGAUGAUGGUUGGGGCGGACCGCCUACAACUCAGCAUUUCACAAAUGGACAGACCAAUGGCAAUAAUGGACAUCUUCAACCACAAGACGGUCCCCAAGAUGAACAGUCCGACGCUGGGAUGUCCGCGGAUACCGGUUUAAUCAGUAACGAUUUCCAAGUGGAGGUUAAGUUGGUGGAUCAGCAGGCUGAUCCGAACUCGCCUUUGUACUCUGUCAAGUCUUUUGAGGCGUUACCUCUGCACGAAGAUUUGCUUAAGGGAAUUUACGCUUGCGGCUUUAAGAAACCUUCCAAAAUACAAGAAAAGGCUCUGCCUCUGCUGCUCAACAAUCCGUAA
Tremella mesenterica DSM 1558 is the source of this 1572-nucleotide messenger RNA. RefSeq lists its product as uncharacterized. The transcript has 6 exons. Gene Ontology annotation, molecular function: RNA helicase activity. The coding region runs from base 1 to 1572 and encodes 523 amino acids. NCBI's taxonomy places the organism in Eukaryota, Fungi, Basidiomycota, Tremellomycetes, Tremellales, Tremellaceae. The record is from RefSeq and is a predicted model, not a curated record.